Molecule: messenger RNA, 1292 nt
Organism: Sitophilus oryzae (rice weevil)
Lineage: Eukaryota; Metazoa; Arthropoda; Insecta; Coleoptera; Curculionidae
Product: retinaldehyde-binding protein 1-like
Exons: 6
Coding region: 248-1177 (309 amino acids)
Cellular component (GO): membrane
Molecular function (GO): phosphatidylinositol bisphosphate binding
Source: RefSeq, a predicted model, not a curated record
UUUACCCGCGAUAUUCAAAGCUUCAGUCGCUAAUAGCGCUGGUUAGACUCGGUACGCGGUAUCGUAACAUUGAUCUGUGGUAACAACAUUUCACUUCUAGCACAGAUACACACGAGUGUUAAAAGAAAAAGAAACCAUAUCUACGGAUAAUUGCGCUCCGCCUGUACUGUAGUACCGUGUAAACCAGGUGAAAGGCUGUAUACGAGCUGUUAAUCGCGUUUUUUUUUAUUUUAUUUACACAUAGAAAAUGUGCGCCCUCAAUCUGAAGCACAGCCAUCCGUUUAUAGAUGGUCUGCGAAACCCACCAGAAGGCAAAAAGAAGGAUGUGCAAAAAAUUAAAAGCUGGAUGAUGACACAGCCUCAUCUACCUGAAGUUCACGAAGAAUUUAUCUAUCUGUUUCUUCACGCCUGCCACUACGUCCACGAAAGGACCAAAAGCGCCAUAGAAACAUGGUUUACCAUCAGAGCAAUACAUCCUAAUAUCUUCUCAAACAGAGAUCCCAUGGAGCCCAAGAUGAAAAAUUUGAUUGAUAUGGGGUAUCUUCUAAGACUUCCCAAAACUACCCCUGAGGGAUACAGGGUGUUGAUGUAUGCCGUUAGAGACCCAGAUCCAACCAAAAUGAACUUUAAUGAUGUUGUCAAAGGUUUUUGUAUGUAUAACGACUGCGUGUUGUCCGAAGAUGGUCUCCAAGAAGGAUAUGUUAUUAUUUUUGAUAUGAAAGAUGUUUCGAUUGGUCACUUGGCACGAGUCAGUUUACCCGCAUUGAAAUGCUUCUUGUGGUAUAUUCAGGAUGCUCAUCCAGCCCGAAUCAAGAGUAUCCACGUUCUGAACACCGCUACAUGGAUACAUCACGUGAUGAGACUAGUCGUACCUCUAGUAAGGUCUGAACUUCUAAAUCUAGUCAAAUUUCACAAAGGUGGUCUUCCAGAAAAGUUUCCUACAGAGCUUUUGCCCAUGGACUACGGUGGUGAAGCACCAACAGUGGAAGAAUUAGACCGUACUACUAAAGCUCUGUUGGACAAAUACAGCAGUUGGUUGAUUGAAUCGUCAUUACUGGUCGCUGACGAAUCAAAAAGGCCCAAAAAAGGAAGUUGGUGGGGUCUUUUUAGCAGCAAAAGCAACCAGCAAGUGGAGAUUGACGAAAAAAAUAUACUGAAAAAUUUACAAAUUGACUAGGAAACUUGUUGACGUACUUUUAAGACGUAUAGAUUAUUUUUUAAUGUUUGGGACCAUAUUCUGAAUACUUUUAGUUUGAUUUUAGUUAGAGAAAUUAAAUGUCUACUUUUAUACA